AUGCCUUACACACCACCCACACAGCAGUCACCGGCAUCCUCCAAAUCCAGCACACCCGCGGUCAGCCGGUCAGCUUCAUAUAGUGAAGAUGUCCCUCGAUCACCGGUGACGAGUAGGCCUCAGCCACCUCGAUCGAACUCGGCAUCAUAUCUGCACAAACACAGACGAUCACCAUCCUUAUCGGUGUCGGAAGUUGCUGCUCCGCCGACACCCACCGAGGUCUCGAGUGCCAAGAUCGAGGCAGUAGACUUUGCGCGGAAUAGUAGCGUUCGGCAGUCACCACCGCCGAUUAACAAUCUGCGGAUACCGACUGGCAUGGUGUUGUCGCCGCCCGAGUCUCCCGAGAAUUCCGAUGGCGAUGAGGCCGCGACUGAAGAACGAGGUCGAGAGGAUCAGAGAUGGGACCAACUUAGGGAGGCGGUCCGCACGAUCAAUCAAAGACGAGAAGGCUCGCCGGAUAGGACUGUGGUAAUAGCCCAGGAGACCAAGAGCGAGCCACAUUCCCAGAGCAUCUCACCCUCGGCACUAUCGCGAGAGGCGCGAAAGAUAUCACAUUCGCGAUCUUCUACCGAGACUGCUAUAGUGAUACCCAAGGUCACUAGCUUCGAAUCACCGGCGACCACAUCAGACGAUAGUGACGACGAUCAAGGUCCGUUGUCGAAGCCAUCCCUCGUACGGAAGAAGUCUGGAGAACUGGUCAAGCCAGCUCUGAGGCCGUCGUCCAGGCGGCGUUAUUCGAGCAUGCCUGGCACGCCAACCUACCAUAAGUCCGUGCACUUCAACGAGGCUGACAACCAAACCCGUCACUUCCUCAAAGUGGACAAGCCAAUGGCGGUUAGCGCAGGGUCUUCUCCUGUUGAAUCAUACGAGAGCGAAUCGGAAUUUCCAUUCGAGGGCGAUAGCAAGCCGGAACUGGACAUCAAGCUCGCAAACUUUCCCGCGGACACUUUCGAGCGCAAGGCACAGCCGGUACGAGUGGAGCGCAUCUUCUUGUCGCAAGACAAGAAGACACUCAUAGGUUCUAUCGCUGUGCAGAACAUAUCCUUCCACAAGCUCGUCGUUGCACGAUUCACUCUGGAUCACUGGACGACGACAUCGGAGAUUGUCGCCGAGUUCAACAACGAUCCGCGUAGUCCGCCGACGGAUGCUUGUGAUCGCUUCAACUUCCACAUCAAGCUGUCUGACUCUGCCAAUAUUGAUACCAAGACAUUGUUUUUGUGCGUACGAUAUACGGUGAACGGCCAGGACUACUGGGACAGCAAUAACGGAGCGAACUACCAGGUGGACUUUACGAAGUUAUUGAAGAUGCCAACCAAGCCGAACAUGACGGUGAGCACGCUUGGUGCUCGGCCUCGCAGUGCUAUUCCACGCAGUCGUCACUCCGGACCAAACUCACCUCGUGGUCGGCAAGAGUCUGUCGACGAUGACUUCGUGUCCCGCCUUGACUCGAACUCUGCCUAUCACUUCGGUAAUACUGAGAGUCUCCUCGGCGAGGGUCAGGGUUCCAUCAAGCUCAAGCCACGAACGAAGCGUGGCAGUCUGUUCCCAACCACGCAGACGAACGGACUUGGUGGACGUUACGACUUCGGCGCAUCAUUGUCAGCCGCAUUGAGCACUGCACAAGACAAGCUCGGACGACAAAGCGGCCUUAUGAACACCGCCAAGCCGUCUGAUGCUGGAGGUAGUUACUUCGCACCACUCGAGCGAACAGAGGUGCCGCAUAAAGUCGAUCAACGACCAGACUCUCUCAGCACUGACAGGCCUGCCAUGGGCUCAGAUCAAUACAGGGAUCUGGUUCAAAAGUUCUGCUACUUCACUCCUGGCGCUGGCAAGCCAGCAGGCUCACCUCCGAAUCCGAGUACUGCGGUUGCAGCACGCAAUGAUAGCGUGACCGAGACCACUUCACUUCCUACCUCAUCGCGAUCUUCUGGCAGUAGCACACCAUCACAUCAGCUCGAUGGUAGCACCGAUCAGAUCUCGGCGACUCUGAGCGCGUUUGCAUCUCGCUCAGCCUCGCCGACACCAAUCACUGGACAUGUUCUUGGCAACCGAGCUGCCUCUCCCAUGAGCUUUGGCUAUCCUUACCUCAGCAACACCCGCGACGGCUACCUCUCCGACUCUCGCACCCUUACCGCGAUCCAAGGCUGA
Recurvomyces mirabilis is the source of this 2148-nucleotide messenger RNA. RefSeq lists its product as uncharacterized. The transcript has 2 exons. The coding region runs from base 1 to 2148 and encodes 715 amino acids. The record is from RefSeq and is a predicted model, not a curated record. Gene Ontology annotation, biological process: regulation of glycogen biosynthetic process. Gene Ontology annotation, cellular component: protein phosphatase type 1 complex. Gene Ontology annotation, molecular function: protein phosphatase 1 binding; glycogen binding. Lineage: Eukaryota; Fungi; Ascomycota; Dothideomycetes; Mycosphaerellales; Teratosphaeriaceae.